Carassius gibelio (silver crucian carp) is the source of this 2760-nucleotide messenger RNA. RefSeq names its product DEAD (Asp-Glu-Ala-Asp) box polypeptide 4 (gene ddx4). NCBI's taxonomy places the organism in Eukaryota, Metazoa, Chordata, Actinopteri, Cypriniformes, Cyprinidae. Gene Ontology annotation, molecular function: RNA binding; RNA helicase activity; ATP binding. Gene Ontology annotation, cellular component: nucleus; P granule. The transcript is spliced from 25 exons. Gene Ontology annotation, biological process: gamete generation; cell differentiation. The record is from RefSeq and is a predicted model, not a curated record. The coding region runs from base 163 to 2253 and encodes 696 amino acids.
GGAUUUCACGUCGAUUUUCCCGCCCUCACGCAGAAUAAUUGCGUCAUUUCUGCCCGGGUUUUCUCGCUAGCGGUUUCUUCACGCGCUCCCGCCAUCAACUUCUGCAAAACAUCUUGCAGAUAUUUAAUUGACGUUAAUCCUCUCUCAGCUGCGCCGCUCAUCAUGGAUGACUGGGAGGAAGAUCAGGGCCCUGUUGUAUCCUGCAGUUCAGGUUUUGGUCUGAGCUCUAGAGGUGCAGAUGGAGGAUUCAAGAGCUUCUAUACAGGAAGUACAGGAAACGGGAAGGCAAACAAUGAAGAUGGUGAUGGCAGCUCAUGGAAGACGACUGCUGGUGAUGGAUUCAGGGGCAGAGGAGGAAGGGGAGGAUCACGAGGAGGAAGAGGAGGCUUCAGAAAUACCUUUAAAUCAGAAACUGAUGAAAAUGAAAACAAUGAGGGUUGGAAAGAUGAAGGCCAAGGAAGAGGUCGUGGUGGAUCCCGUGGGGGUUUCCGCGGUGGAUUUCGUGGUGGUUUCCGUGAUGGCGGAAAUGAAGAGACUGGGAGAAGAGGCUUUGGAAGAGAAAAUGACGAAAAUGGCACAGAUGAGGGUUGGAAAGGAGGUGAAGGCCGAGGAAGAGGUCGUGGAGGCUUUCGUGGGGGCUUCCGUGAUGGUAGCGGGGAUGAAGAGACCGGAAAAAGAGGCUUUGGAAGAGGAGCUCUCUUUAAUGACACUGUAGGUUUCAGAGGCCGGAAUGAGGAAGUGUUUUCCAAGGCUUCAACCGCAGACAAGCCAGAUCAAGAAGCAGGUGAAAAUGCAGGACCCAAGGUUGUCUAUGUGCCGCCUCCCCCUCCAGAAGAGGAGAGUUCAAUAUUUUCCCAUUAUGCCACGGGCAUUAAUUUUGACAAAUAUGAUGACAUCCUUGUGGAUGUGAGUGGCAGCAAUCCUCCAAAGGCUAUUAUGACUUUUGAUGAAGCAGGACUUUGUGAAUCACUGAGAAAGAAUGUAACGAAGUCUGGAUAUGUGAAGCCUACUCCUGUCCAGAAACAUGGGAUUCCCAUUAUUUCUGCUGGACGAGAUCUAAUGGCUUGUGCCCAGACCGGAUCAGGAAAAACGGCGGCCUUCCUGCUGCCCAUCCUUCAGCGGCUGAUGGCUGAUGGUGUGGCUGCCAGCAAGUUCAGCGAGGUGCAAGAGCCCGAGGCCAUAAUCGUGGCCCCCACCAGAGAGCUCAUCAAUCAGAUCUAUCUGGAGGCCAGGAAGUUUGCAUAUGGGACCUGUGUGCGUCCUGUGGUGGUUUAUGGUGGAAUAAAUACUGGAUACACAAUUCGAGAGGUGUUAAAGGGCUGCAAUAUUUUGUGUGGGACCCCAGGACGAUUGCUUGACAUCAUCGGUCGUGGAAAGGUUGGCCUGAGUAAGCUGCGGUAUUUGGUUCUGGAUGAAGCAGACAGAAUGCUGGACAUGGGCUUCGAGCCUGAUAUGCGUAAGCUGGUGGGAUCUCCAGGCAUGCCUUCAAAAGAGGAUCGACAAACCCUCAUGUUCAGCGCCACAUACCCUGAAGAUAUUCAAAGGAUGGCUGCAGAUUUUUUGAAAGUGGACUACAUUUUCCUUGCUGUUGGUGUGGUUGGUGGAGCAUGCAGUGAUGUGGAGCAAACUAUCAUUCAGGUGGACCAGUACUCCAAGAGAGACCAGCUGCUUGAUCUGCUCCGAUCUACAGGGACUGAGCGCACGAUGGUCUUUGUUGAAACCAAAAGAAGUGCUGAUUUCAUUGCAACAUUUCUCUGCCAGGAGAAGCUGUCCACUACAAGCAUCCAUGGUGAUCGGGAGCAGAGAGAGCGAGAGAAGGCUCUCAGUGAUUUUCGCACAGGUCAGUGUCCGGUGCUGGUGGCCACGUCUGUUGCCGCCAGAGGCCUGGACAUUGAGCAGGUCCAGCACGUUGUGAAUUUCGACCUGCCCAGCAGCAUCGACGAAUACGUCCAUCGCAUCGGGAGAACCGGACGCUGUGGGAACAUCGGGCGGGCCGUGUCCUUCUUCAACCCAGAGUCUGAUACUCCAUUAGCUCGCUCUCUGGUCAAAGUUCUGUCUGGGGCCCAACAGGAAGUUCCCAAAUGGCUGGAGGAAAUAGCUUUCAGUGCUCAUGGAACAACAGGCUUCAACCCUCGUGGAAAAGUGUUUGCAUCUACAGACACACGAAAGGGAGGGUCCUUCAAGACAGAUGAGCCGCCUCGAGCAUCCGCCCCAACCCCAGCAGCUGCUGCAGAUGAUGAGGAAUGGGAAUAACUACUGAACACCUUACAUUCUAUUAUGCAGAUUUAUUUUUAUUUUUGUGAGUUUAUUAGUAUGUUUCUCCAGCAUGUUUGUUGAAAUGUUAAUUGAUUAAUGUAGCACUAUGGUAAAGCUGUUGCAUUUAAAAAGUCACAUUCUGAAAACUGUAGGUUUGAUCUGAAGGACCGAGUAUUAAUCAAGACAUGAUACCUUUUAGCUGUUUGGUUUGAAUUAACGAUUGGAUUUGUGUCACUUGUUUGGAUUGAAGAGCACAACUGGAUUAGUGGAUUUGUUUUGCAUCAUCACAUUAACACUUUGCUAAGAGCGUAUUGAGUUUUGUGAGCUUCUACCUGAAAGUCUUUCCUACAGUGGUAGUGUAUCGAUCAGUUCUGUUGUUAAAUGUGACAAUUUGUAGGUUGUUUUUCUUGACAUUUGUCUUAAAGCCUAAGUAUACAAGUAAGGAAACUUGUUUUGCUAAUGUACCUUCCCAGAUGAAGGUAAAUAAAGCGAUUGUUUACCAGA